Molecule: messenger RNA, 1242 nt
Organism: Bemisia tabaci
Lineage: Eukaryota; Metazoa; Arthropoda; Insecta; Hemiptera; Aleyrodidae
Source: RefSeq, a predicted model, not a curated record
AUUAAAAAUCCCAGAAUUUUUCUAGUUUGAUUGUCAAUUAGAGUGUCUAAUUUGUGGAAAUUGUUCUUAAUUUCUCGGAUGAUUCACCGAACAAAAAUUAAUUAUGAACCAAAAAUUAUUUCUCCUGGUAGUGAGUUUUGCUUUGACUAUUAAUGUAGCGAAGUCGUGGAACUGGCACUUCAAGAACCUGCGUGGCCUGGACAAGGGCCACGACAAGUGCCGGAAGAUCUCCGAGACGAACAACAGCGAGAUCGUGCGCUACGUCCACCAAUCGUGCGCCAUGUUCCUCCGCCACUUCCACGCGAUCCCAUCCGAGUACCAGGAGCGCUGCCCUGGCGCCCGCGACGCCAAGUGCAGGCACCUUGACGACAAGUGGCGCUGCACGGUCAGGAUCAACCCCCAGAACUUGGCCGACCCCAAGAAGGAGGAACUGGAGACGGUGGCGCUUCGCUCCUGCUUAAAGACGAUCACCAAGUGGAAGGAGCUCAUUGAGCAAGAGUCCGUCACCACGGUGAAAAACUGGGACCACCUCGUGAGCAACGCCACUGUCGCGGUUGGAGCAGCUUCGGCGAAGGGGAAGAAGGAGGGCACUGCUGCAAGGAGCACUAUCGCGAUUGGAGGCGCCACUGUGGUACCGAAAGAGAUCGGGAAAGCUCCAGAAAAGACUAGCAGCCGCACCACAAAAUCUGUGCCGAGUCAAGCCGGCAAGCAAAAGAAACGGAAGAAACCGAUGGGGAACACCGCGAGACCUAAAUCAUAAACAUCAAGCUUUCUUGCAGGCAUUUCUUAAAGGACAAAUUUACAAGGUUGGUGACUGGAGGAACGGACGAAGAUGAUGACGAAUUUUACAACCGGUCGUUAGUCGACUUGCGUGAGCUUCUGACCGGACGGGACCCGUGCUACCCAGGAGACGAGAUCACCGCACCCUCUGAUACCCACAAGACAAAAUGCCGCCAACUGUUCGACAAGUUCGAGGAACUACCGCAGGACGCACGCUGGAACUGCCCGGACGCCAAAGACCCGGAUUGCCGGAGAAUAAACGCCACUUGGAACUGCACCGUCCGCGCGCGACCAGUGGGGAAAAUGGUCGACCACUCAUUUUACGAAACGCACGCACUGGCCACAUGUCUGCGCCAUCUCGAAGAUUGGGUCAAGCGUCCAACAAAAAAAAAACGAUGCCAUCCCACUAAAUGCAGUGCAAUGGGUUCAAAUCAUGGGAACUAAAUAUACGCUACCUCCAAA